Molecule: messenger RNA, 1784 nt
Organism: Drosophila eugracilis
Lineage: Eukaryota; Metazoa; Arthropoda; Insecta; Diptera; Drosophilidae
Product: modular serine protease
Biological process (GO): cholesterol homeostasis; receptor-mediated endocytosis involved in cholesterol transport
Cellular component (GO): plasma membrane
Molecular function (GO): protein binding
Source: RefSeq, a predicted model, not a curated record
AUGACACCGAGUCAUUAUCCACUUACUGAUACUGAGUAUUCGACUUUUGCCUUAAACUGUACCACUAAAAACAAUAAGACUCUUCAGGAUAGUCAGAUAUGUGACGGAGUGGUCGACUGCCAGGCUGAGAAAGAUUCUAAUCAGCUAGAUGAGAAGUUUGAGUUGUGUUUUAAAAAAGUCUGUGAAGGCGAGAACUUCUUUCGCUGCACCUAUGGAGGAUGUCUGAAUGGAACUUUGAAGUGCGAUGGAAAGAUCGAUUGUUGGGAUGGAAGUGAUGAGAAUAAGUUCUUGUGCUUGGAAGAUGCAAAUCUGCUGAAUGAGUACGAAGACCUCAAAGGGGAUUGCGUAGAUGAGGAGCUGUUCGAUUGCAAGGGAUCGUGCCUUAACUGGAGUCAGGUGUGCGAUGGACAGGCUGAUUGCAAGGACGGCAGCGAUGAGGAUGGGACACUUUGUGCGGCCUUCGAGUGUCCGCCGCCGUCGUUCAGAUGUCUCUAUGGAGCCUGCGUUAGCCCGAAUGCAUUGUGUAAUCAUAUUCCCGAUUGCGUUGAUGGAUCCGAUGAAAUGGCCGAGAUUUGCCUGACCGAAAAGCCAGGUCACUCAGUUGAUAAUCAAAUCGCCACCUGGAAAGUGAGGCACUGCAAGCUAGACGACCCAUCCAAAUCUCUUGUGGUUGAGAACUAUGUAGGUGGCACCACAUUCCAGCGGAAUGCCAAUGUGCCUGACAAGACCGUAGUCCAUCUAAGUUGCCUCAAUGGACAUGGUCUUAUUGGCCAGGAAAAGAACAUUUGCGAUGGCGACAAGUGGCGAUAUCCGUUGGCCAAGUGUGUUCCCCAGUGCAAGCACACUGGCAGUAUAAUCCACACAAGCCAGUGCAUCCUGGAUGGUCACCUAAUCGAUUGUGAUCAGCCGGAGCUGCCAAUGGGCACUCAAAUGGUGGUCAGAUGCUCCUCAGACUAUAAGCAAACAGGCGAUGAUGGCCUGCAGUUUUGCCACGGUAACGGAAGCUGGCGUGGUCACAAGCCAGAGUUUACGGUAGUCUGCAAGGCUACCAUCUUGUCACCAUACGUCGUGAUUACCAAUAAUCUCUGUUUCCAAAAAGUGUCUAUUAAGAGUGUGGCGUCUACAGAACCGGUGCUCUAUACAGUGGCCGAGGGUGGAAGGUACAAUAAUACCUUUCGGCCCCACGAGCCUCAUCCCUACAAACUGCACAAUGUUUCCUAUAUUCACAUACUCCAAUUGAAGUCCAAUUUUCAAACCAAAUUUCCUUGCAGUGUAUCGGAUGGAAUGCUCGAAGGUUCUUUGUCCCUGAUCCAUUUGAUACAGCCCCUGGAGUUUGGUGUGAAGCUUAGGCCUGUCUGCCUGACCGAGGAUGUGACCUCCGAUUGGGUUACCAAAGGGGAUUUCAAUGGCACCUAUAUAGGGGAUGCCACCAUAGAUGAUUCAAGGAUAUCAGGACGAUACGAGCUGAAGGAAGUAAUUGGGAAUGCCUAUGAGAAGUACCACAUCAGUGCCUUUAUGAAGGCCAUCCAAAAUGACAUUGCUGAGACACAGGCGAAGGGGAACAUUUAAUUCACUUUAUUACGGGUUGAGUUUUGUGGUUAAUCGGAAAUCAAUUUACAUCAACUGAGAGGAACACACAUCUACUAUUGACAAUUAUAUAAGUAUGUAUGUAUAUUCAGCUGGAUAUCCGAUCGGGAACUAUAUCUUAGCCAUUCAAAUCGUACUGUAAUCUGCUGUAAUCGUUAGACGGUAAAACAAAUAAUCAUUUAGCUCAGCUAUCUGAA